AUCACACUGCGUUGAUUAUCAGGUUUUUUUUUUAUAAUUUUUAUACUCACCAAUUAUUAUUAAACAUAUUUAGACUUUUACGUUUUUCACCGUACCUAGAUAAAAAGACUGAAUAAUAAUAUAGUUUAAUAGUAUUAAGUUAUUCUCAGAUUCUGUAAUUCUUUUUUAAGUGUCACGUUUUUUUCGAAGAUUACUUGAUAAUUUCAGGUGCAUCCACCCAUGGCUGUGUCCGUGGUGCUGCUAAUGUUCGUUAUGGUAAAUCGUUUUUGUUUUCAAAAUUCAACAUUAAUCUUGACAUUAGUCGUGUGACCAUGGACCGUCCAAAUAUCGCUGUGCUGCCGUUGUCAUUUACGUGUUCACAAACAAUACACCCAAUCUCGAACUCAUCACAGUAACUGACACUCUGUAACUUGUCGGAUCAAGCGCCUGACUACAAACACUUCAAAUUAUUUAAUAUGGGUUUUUCGUUAGACACUAAAUUCAACAGUUAUGAAUAUCACAUGAUCAAGAAGUUUACAUCUGUGAUAUACGGUCGGGAAUGUAGUGCUCUUGAUAAAGUGAAAAUGUGCAACAAGACAAGUGUGUGGCACGAAAUAUUUUCGUACCUAUUGUCACCUGAUGGUAUACUUAAAAUAUACCGAGUACAGUGUACCUCUUCCUUAGAAAACAGCAAUUUUACUAUAGCUGAUGCUCGACCCAAUUGUGUGAUAAAACGUAAACUUCGAGCAGUAAUACGUGCUAGUGAAGGACAUGUUCAAUGUUCACAUAUUAUAAAAAAUUCCAAUGAUUCACUACCAGAUGAUACAAAGUAUAUUGUAGAAAUGAUAGAAAAUUAUCCAUUACGUUUAUUGGCAUUUUUAAAUACUGAACUGGAUAAAUACCAAACUUCAUUAAAUAUUCCUUAUUCUACGCCAUUGUCCAGGUAUUUAAACAGAUACAACAUUGUGGAGAUGCAGUUGGACAAUAUUUUAAAAAGUGAGGAUGACAGUAAACUUCCACUCGAGUUAUUUUAUUGUCAAAACGUGAAAAUUUUGUCUUUAAAGCAUAAUUAUUUGAAGCAAAUACCAAGUGCAAUUGGUAGGCUAUCAAAUCUCGAAGUACUAGUACUGACUGACAAUUUGUUGACUGUCCAAUCAAUACCUUUUAGUCUUAAGUUUUGUAAAAGUCUUCGAGAGCUAUAUAUUGACAAUAACCAAUUGGACGCUCUUCCUGGUUUCAUAAGCAGCAUGACACAUUUAGAAAAAGUGUAUAGGCUUGGUAAUCGUAACUACUUCAAAUCAUUUUUUUUAUGGUACCAUACUGAUUAUGAUCACAGAGCACGCAAGGAUGUAUGGAAAAACUAUUGGAUAAAAGAACCUAUAUCGAGACCAAUAAUGCCAUCGCUUUUAGACCUAAGCAUUGAGAAAAUAUUUUCAAGUGGAGUCAAUUUUUUCAAUGAAGAAAUUCCUGAAUCUUUAAAGCAUUAUAUGUCUUUAGUAUAUCUAAAUUAUAACAUUUGUAAUUAUUGUAAUGUGGCAACCAACUGUUUAAUACCAGGUUAUAGUACAGUGACAUUUCAAAAUCCAUACUUAGGUAAUACUUGUGUACCAUUCCAACAUUGGGUGUGUUCAAUGAAAUGCGCAUCUGCGAUUGAAGGUCCAGCCAAAAAAUUACAGCUUGAAGGUGCUAAGAAACUGGAUUACGAAUACUCUCAUUACAUAGCCAGGUCUAGUAAUAAAGCAAAUGAAAGUAACUAUAAUUUAAAAAUGAAACGCAAUCGUUGUAGUAUUUGUUAAGAGUUAUUUUUAUUAUAAAAAAACUUAUUCCCAAGGUUAAUAAUAUGUAUAAUAUGAUUUUAAUUUUUAUGAGACUGAUUUUAUAUUCUAAAAAAAUAUUAAUUGUGAUAGAGUGGCCUAUUCAGUCACCAACUAUUUAAAGUUAAGCUGUUAAAACAAAUUCAGUUGUUCUGUUUGUAUA
This is a messenger RNA of Adelges cooleyi (spruce gall adelgid), 1956 nucleotides long. RefSeq lists its product as uncharacterized. Lineage: Eukaryota; Metazoa; Arthropoda; Insecta; Hemiptera; Adelgidae. Gene Ontology annotation, molecular function: protein binding. Bases 456 to 1775 code for a protein of 439 amino acids. The transcript has 6 exons. The record is from RefSeq and is a predicted model, not a curated record.